Molecule: messenger RNA, 4319 nt
Organism: Vicugna pacos (alpaca)
Lineage: Eukaryota; Metazoa; Chordata; Mammalia; Artiodactyla; Camelidae
Source: RefSeq, a predicted model, not a curated record
GGCCGGAGAAGUUAGUUGUGCGCGCAGCUUAGUGCGCGGAGCGAGCAAGCGAGCGAACAAGCGAGCAGCGAAGCGCCGGGGCCAUGGGCUGGGGGAGCCGCUGCUUCUGCCCCGGACGGCUGGACCUGCUGUGCGUGCUGGCGCUGCUCUGGGGCUGCCUGCUUCCCGUGUGCAGGACGCGCGUCUACACCAACCACUGGGCAGUCAAAAUCGCCGGCGGCUUCCCGGAGGCCAACCGCAUAGCCAGCAAGUACGGAUUCAUCAACAUAGGACAGAUCGGGGCCCUGAAGGACUACUACCACUUCCACCACAGCAGGACGAUUAAAAGGUCAGUUCUCUCAAGCAGAGGAGCCCACAGUUUCAUUUCAAUGGAACCAAAGGUGGAGUGGAUCCAACAGCAAGUGGUAAAAAAACGGACCAAGAGGGAUUAUGACUUCAGUCGUGCCCAGUCUACUUACUUCAACGAUCCCAAGUGGCCGAGCAUGUGGUAUAUGCACUGCAGUGACAACACACAUCCCUGCCAAUCAGACAUGAAUAUUGAAGGAGCCUGGAAGAGAGGCUACACGGGAAAGAACAUUGUGGUCACCAUCCUGGACGAUGGCAUUGAGAGGACCCAUCCGGACCUGAUGCAGAACUACGAUGCUCUGGCGAGUUGUGACGUGAAUGGAAACGACUUGGACCCAAUGCCUCGUUAUGAUGCAAGCAAUGAGAACAAGCAUGGGACCCGCUGUGCUGGAGAAGUGGCCGCCGCAGCAAACAACUCUCACUGCACAGUUGGAAUUGCUUUCAACGCCAAGAUCGGAGGAGUUCGAAUGCUGGAUGGAGAUGUCACGGAUAUGGUUGAAGCCAAGUCAGUUAGCUUCAAUCCCCAGCACGUACACAUUUACAGCGCCAGCUGGGGCCCAGAUGAUGAUGGCAAGACUGUGGACGGACCAGCUCCACUCACCCGGCAAGCCUUUGAAAACGGCGUUAGAAUGGGGCGGAGGGGCCUCGGCUCUGUCUUUGUCUGGGCAUCAGGAAAUGGCGGAAGGAGCAAAGACCACUGCUCUUGCGACGGCUACACCAACAGCAUCUACACCAUCUCCAUCAGCAGCACAGCCGAAAGCGGAAAGAAGCCUUGGUACCUGGAGGAGUGUUCGUCCACGCUGGCCACAACCUACAGCAGCGGAGAGUCCUAUGAUAAGAAAAUAAUCACCACGGAUCUGAGGCAGCGUUGCACGGACAACCACACAGGGACCUCAGCCUCGGCCCCCAUGGCUGCAGGCAUCAUCGCCCUGGCCCUGGAAGCCAAUCCGUUUCUGACCUGGAGAGACGUGCAGCAUGUUAUUGUCAGGACUUCCCGUGCAGGACAUUUGAACGCUAAUGACUGGAAAACCAAUGCUGCUGGUUUUAAGGUGAGCCAUCUCUAUGGAUUUGGACUGAUGGAUGCAGAAGCCAUGGUGAUGGAGGCGGAGAAGUGGACCACUGUUCCCCAGCAGCACGUAUGCGUGGAGAGCACAGACCGACAAAUCAAGACAAUUCGCCCCAACAGUGCAGUACGUUCCAUCUACAAAGCUUCAGGCUGCUCCGAUAACCCCAACCACCACGUCAACUACCUGGAGCAUGUAGUUGUGCGCAUAACCAUCACCCACCCCAGGAGGGGAGACCUGGCCAUCUACCUGACCUCCCCCUCGGGAACCAGGUCCCAGCUUUUGGCCAACAGGCUUUUUGAUCACUCCAUGGAAGGAUUUAAAAAUUGGGAGUUCAUGACCAUUCAUUGCUGGGGUGAACGAGCUUCCGGUGACUGGAUCCUGGAAGUUUACGAUACUCCCUCUCAGCUGAGGAACUUCAAGACUCCAGGUAAAUUGAAAGAAUGGUCUUUGGUUCUCUAUGGCACCUCCGUGCAGCCAUACUCACCUACCAAUGAGUUUCCUAAAGUGGAACGUGUCCGCUAUAGCCGAGUCGAAGACCCCACUGAUGACUAUGGGACAGAGGAUUAUGCAGGUCCCUGUGACCCUGAGUGCAGUGAGGUGGGCUGUGAUGGGCCGGGACCGGACCACUGCAAUGACUGUUUGCACUACUACUACAAGCUGAAAAACAACACCAGGAUCUGUGUCUCCAGCUGCCCCCCUGGCCACUACCACGCCGACAAGAAGCGAUGCCGAAAGUGUGCCCCCAACUGUGAGUCCUGCUUUGGGAGCCAUGGGGACCAGUGCCUGUCCUGUAAAUAUGGAUACUUCCUGAAUGGAGAAACUAACAGCUGCACCACUCACUGCCCUGAUGGAUCCUAUCAAGACACCAAGAAAAAUCUUUGCCAGAAGUGCAGUGAAAACUGCAAGACAUGUACUGAAUCCGACAACUGUACAGAAUGUAGGGAGGGGUUAAGCCUGCAGGGAUCCCAGUGUUCCGUCGCCUGUGAGGAUGGACAGUACUUCAGCGGCCAGGACUGCCAGCCCUGCCACCGCUUCUGUGCCACUUGUGCUGGGGCAGGCGCUGAUGGGUGUAUUAACUGCACGGAGGGCUACUUCAUGGAGGAUGGGAGGUGUGUGCAGAGCUGUAGUAUCAGCUAUUACUUCGACCACUCUUCAGAAAAUGGAUAUAAAUCCUGCAAAAAAUGUGACACCAGCUGUUUGACAUGCAAUGGUCCAGGGUUCAAGAACUGUACGAGCUGCCCCAGCGGGUAUCUCUUAGACUUAGGAAUGUGUCAGAUGGGAGCCAUCUGCAAGGAUGGAGAAUACACUGACGAGUACGGCCACUGCCAGAGCUGCGAAGCCUCGUGUGCCAACUGCAGGGGGCCAACCCUGGAAGACUGCACUGGCUGCCCCAGCACAAGGAUUUUUGAUGAUGGCCGCUGUGUUUUGAACUGUCCCUCGGGCAAAUUUGAAUUUCAGAACCAAUGCCAUCCGUGCCACUCCACCUGCCAAGAAUGCCAAGGAGAUGAGCCUUCCAACUGCACCUCCUGUCGAGAAGAUGAGCAUGGCCGAGAGCGCUUCCUCUACUGGGGGGAGUGUCGGGAGAGCUGCCCCACAGGCCACUACCCUGCCGACGGGCACACCUGCCAGCCUUGCCCGGACAACUGUCAGCUCUGUCACAGCGCACACAUCUGCACGCGAUGCGUGGGUGGCUACUUCCUGGUGCCCACCAACCACAGCUGCCAGAAGUUAGAGUGUGGACAAGGUGAAGUCCAAGACCCAGACUACGAAGAAUGUGUGCCUUGUGAAGAAGGGUGCCUGGCAUGCAGCCUGGAUGAUCCGGGAACCUGCACAUCAUGCGUUACAGGAUAUUACAUGUUUGAACACCACUGUUACAAAACCUGUCCUGAGAAGACCUACAGAGAAGAAUCUGGAUGCAAAGCGUGUGACACCAACUGCGGCAACUGUGACCAGCAUGAGUGUUACUGGUGUGAAGAGGGCUUCUUCCUCUUGGGCGGCAGUUGUGUGAGGAAGUGUGACCCUGGCUUCUAUGGAGACCCAGAGAUGGGAGAAUGUGAGCCCUGCCACCCAGCCUGCGAGACCUGCACCGGCCUUGGCCACGACCAAUGCAGCAGCUGCCACGAAGGGUUGCAGCUGCUGCAUGGGACGUGUGUGCGCCCCGCCCAGACCCAGGUGGAAGGCAGAUUCUGGAAUGAACCUGUGCGCACCACAAGCCCAUCUUCGGUGAAGAGCCUGCCGCAGGAGCGAAGAAGGUGGAAGUUUCGAAUCAAAAGAGACCUUUUGAGAAGACACCAGCCUUGUGAUUCUUCUUGUAAAACCUGCCAUGGAUCUGCGACCCUGUGCACUUCAUGUCCGAAAGGCACAUAUCUGUUGGCUCAGACCUGCGUCUCAUCCUGUCCCCAAGGCACAUGGCCCUCAGCACGGAGUGGCAACUGUGAGAGCUGUACAGAGGACUGUGCCUCUUGCUCCGAAGACAGUGUAUGCAAAAAGUGCCAAACGCAGCCAGACCGCCCGCUCUUCCUCCACGAAGGCAGAUGUGCCAGCAAGUGCCCUGAGGGCUUCUAUGCAGAAGACGGCACUUGUCAACGCUGCAGCUCCUCCUGCAGAACAUGCGAGGGAAAUGCCACCUACUGCCACUCGUGUGAAGGGGGCCUUGUUCUGGACCAGGGGGCAUGCCGGGAGACCUGCCCCAAGAGGCACGUGGCUGUGGAGGGGAUGUGCAAGCGCUGCCCAGAGAUGUGUCAGGACUGCAUCCAUGAGAAAACAUGCAAAGGUACCUGGGAGCAUCGCAGUGGGGAGCAUGGCUUUGCCGAGCCUCCCCAGCUGGGGGCCGACUAUCUGAGGGUGGGGUGUCCAAGGAGAACUGGGAACCAGUCUCUGUACCUUUACUGAAACUUACCUCCAUGU